Messenger RNA from Colletotrichum orchidophilum, 1461 nucleotides. RefSeq names its product MFS transporter. Lineage: Eukaryota; Fungi; Ascomycota; Sordariomycetes; Glomerellales; Glomerellaceae. The transcript is spliced from 9 exons. The record is from RefSeq and is a predicted model, not a curated record. Gene Ontology annotation, biological process: transmembrane transport. Gene Ontology annotation, molecular function: transmembrane transporter activity. Gene Ontology annotation, cellular component: membrane. Bases 1 to 1461 code for a protein of 486 amino acids.
AUGGCGCACAAUGCACAUGACGACACACCUGUCUCUUCACAGGACAAGGUUGCUGUCCAGCAGAUGGAACAUGUCUUGAAUACUGACGAUCCCGCAUUCAUGAAGCAGCCCAUUGAUAUCGAGAAGGUGGACGAGUUCGGCGCUCAUACAAAGACGGACCCUAGGGAAAUUGCGCUGGUGAAGAAGAUUGACUGGUACAUCCCGCCAAUCCUCUGGAUGAUAAACCAGUGCAAUGAUCAAUGGAAAUUAAACGGCUUGGAUAAGGAUCUUGGCCUGAAAGGCACGCAGUACAACACCUGCGUUUCCAUCCUUUUCGUCGGAUACCUUUGCGGGCAAGUACCCUCCAACAUGAUCCUCAACCGAGUUCGUCCUUCCUAUUACAUGGCUGGCUUCCUGAUGGCUUGGUCAGUCGUCAGUCUGUUAACCUACAAGUGCCACAACUUCGGAACAAUGCUGCCCUGCCGCUUUCUGCUCGGAAUCACGGAAGCACCCUUCUAUCCCGGUGCACUCUAUAUGCUUAGCAUUUUUUACACCAGAAAGGAGGUCUCAACCCGCAUGGCGGUCUUCUACACCGGCAACAUGGCUGCCAGUGCUUUCUCUGGGAUUAUUGCAGCUCCCAUAUUCUCGGGAAUGGACGGCGUCCAGGGUCUCUCUGGCUGGCAGUGGCUCUUCAUCAUUCAAGGUGCCAUCUCCAUCGUCGUAGCUAUCUUCGCCUUCUUUCUCCUACCCGAUAGCCCCCUCAAGACACGCUGGUUGACCGAGGAGGAGCGCCGGCUCGCGCACACCCGGGUCUUUAAAGACACCACAGACCGUCGCGAGGGUACUAGUGUCUGGACCGGUCUCCGUGAGGCCUGCACGGACUGGCGCACAUGGGUAUUCUGUCUCAUGGAUAACCUGAAUCUCUCCGCGAACGGAUUCAAGAACUUUUUACCUACCGUUGUCGAAACGCUUGGAUACAAUACCACUGUCACUAUUGUGCUGACCUGCCCGCCAUACGUCUUCUCUGCAUUCUUCUCUGUCUUGGUUCCCUGGUCAUCCGGAAAGUACAAUGAGCGCACGUGGUACAUUACGAUUAGCAAGCUCGUUGUUUGCAUCGGCUUUGUUAUGGGAGUCUCGUCCCUCAACAUGGGCGUUCGUUACACUGGUACUAUGCUAUUUGUUGGAGCUACAUACGGUGUAAAUAACUUGAUCCUCGGCUGGACCUCAUCUGUUCUCGGACAAACCGAUGAAAAGAAGGCAGUGGCAAUCGCCAUGGCUAACACUCUUGGAAACGCGGCCAGCAUCUACACCCCCUAUCUCUGGCCAGAUUCUGUCUCCCCUCGGUUCUUGACUGCCAUGCUUGCUAGCAUCGGGUUCUCUGUCGGAGUCGUCAUCUGUGCCUGGGGAAUGAGGUGGGCCUUGAUGCGUACCAAUCGCAAGAAGAGAGAGGCCGACCCCAAUGCCUCUAACUUUUAUGUCUAA